Molecule: messenger RNA, 5504 nt
Organism: Chlamydomonas reinhardtii
Lineage: Eukaryota; Viridiplantae; Chlorophyta; Chlorophyceae; Chlamydomonadales; Chlamydomonadaceae
Exons: 8
Coding region: 796-2787 (663 amino acids)
Source: RefSeq, a predicted model, not a curated record
AACAAUGUCACAAUUAGCAUACGGCUGGGGCAUAAGCGCGGUCUGUCAUAGUUUGCGAUGCCAGGAUGGCGCUGGAAUGGCUCGCGCGUUCGCCGAAGGGUUCGCGCCCUGCGCCUUUCAUUGCGCAGCCAUAUUAUUCAUGAUUAUAUCUACACAAAAGCGGCUUGAUAGAGGGAGAGGCCCGUGCGCUGCCUGAUGCGACCCUUCGUCUGCCCAGGCAACCCCACGCGUGGGUGGCUCGCCGCUCUGCCGCGUCUGGGGCCGGGCUGUCGAUGGUAAUUUACUUUCAACUUGCAGCUCUUCAAGCCCCGGUAGCGCAAAGAAAGUACCGCUAGGUCAUGUCAAGGCGUAUGAAUGCCGUCCGAACCGUCAUGUCCCUGUGCUCGGGAGCUUGCAAAAGGCACAAUGCUGCUUACAUCUGUUUGGGACCCGUGCUGCCGGCGGCAGGGGCUGCCCGGGUGGCCCUUGAGGAGACCAACCGGCCGCGCGCGACGGGUCAAAUCUUUCGCCGAAUGAGGAGCCGUGCGACGUACGCGCUCCGCAUGGGGCUUCACAGAACUAGUAUUUCAGCUUGGUGUGUCAAGUUAUACUCAUGCAUGUUCAUCACCGUGCGCAACAAGCCUGGGACGCAAUACAACCGAAACCAGCCCGCUGUUAGUUGACCCUUUGACAACGUCUUGCGAAGCGCAUCCUGCUUGCUCUCCUAUGUAUUCGGCGUCACAACAACAAGUGAAAUAGCACACUUUUACUCAUCGUAAUCGCGCCAAGGCGUGCGUGCUCCAGGCUACCGCCUACAUGGCUGUUGCCUGCGCGGUUGCCGUCCGGCCCCUGGUCCAAGUGGCCGUUGCCUCUGCCCACUAUAAGGACGGCACGGGCAAAAUCUCCUCCGCCGCCGUGUGCUGCGGCCUGCUGGCGCACUGCAGCGCUGCCCAGCUGCACGCCAUCCUGUGCGGGCUAGUGCAAGCCGUGGCAUCCAGCAGCGUCAAGGGCAACAAUCGGAAGCUGCUGCUGGGCUCCAAGCUGCGCAAGCUGCUGGAGGGCGUGGGCGUGGCGCCGGCCAACGGCAAAGCCUACACCGCCGCCGACGUGGCGGCACUCUCCGGCCCCAAGCUGGAGCGGCUGCGGGCCACGCUGAAGUCGCAGCCGGGACUGCUGCUGUGGUUCCUGCUGUUUACAUCGCCCGCUGAGCUGCAGGCGCUGCAGGCGGCGCUGCUGCCGGGCGGCGCGGGCGACAGGAGCUUCGAGGAGUGGCGCGCCGCGAUUGACGCUGUGGCCGGCAGCGGCCACGAGCAGCUGGCGGCGGCGCAGGAAGUGAGGGGCCGCCAGUCGGCGUGCGUUGAGGGCAGUACGGCCGGCAACACCGCCACCACCGCCACCAUCACCACCAACAACAACAACCCCGCCAGUCAUGGUGGCGUCUACACGGCGCUCACGGGCACCGAGGUUACCGGCAAGGCGGCGGCCAACAAGGAUCUGUCCCGCACCCGCACCACCAGCCACAGGAACCGGUGCGUGUCCGAGAGUGGCAGCACGCGCAACAAGAGCAGGAGUAGCAGCAGCAGGAGCAGCAGUACUCACAGCGUGGAGUACGCGGAGCCGAAGGCGGGCUGCUCCCAGCCCGCCGCCACCGUCCCGGGCUGCGUGCCUGAGAUCAUCAGCGCAGCUAUACCGCCGCUGGCUCCGCUAGCUCUGCACAUCCGGCGCGCCAUAGUGAAGGAGCUGCUGGAGGCCAGGCCGCCGGGCUGGAACACCUUUCUGUACUCCUGGCUGCAGGCGGCGGGGCUGUCCGAGUUCCUGCCGGCCAAUGGCACCUGCCGCAUGUACAUGGCAGACAGGAAGCAGCUCGUGCUCCGCGUGGGCGCGAUGCGCGAGGAGCAGGUGGACGCGUUCCUGACGUGCAUGUGCAAGGCGCACGGGCACAGCACGUGGCUCGCGCGCUACCUGCACAUGCUGGGGCCGGAGGUUUCGCAGCUGCUGUCCCAGGGUCGGUACAGCGACGAACUGCUGGCCGCGCUGCGGGCCGCCGGGCAGAAAACGCUGGCCGAUGCAGUCAUGGAGCACUUCUGGGGGCGGGACCCGGAUCCGGAGGACAGUGAGGCCGGCGAGAUGGAUGUCAAGCCGUGGGCGGAGCGCCUGGGACUGCUGAGGUUUGACAUGCUCGCGGAGCAGCUGAGGCUGCCGCCCAACGCCGACGGCUCCGUGAAGAACUUCAGCAACGGGCUGGUCUUCAAGGUCGACCCGCUAGAGGUGUGGAGCAAGUACACUGACGGAGAGCCGUCAGCAGGCGCGCUGAGUGGCAUGCGUGCCACCGACAAGGAGGCCCGCGACAAGCAGGUCAAGCAGCUUCGCGGCGUCCCGUUGCUGUACCUGUGGCGGAUAGGCGGCCGGGUGGUGUACGUGGGCAUGUCUGGGGGCUGGGUGAAGGGCAGUCGGAUAGCACGCUAUUUGGCAGAGGGCCCGGGAUUCAGCGAGUCGUCGAAGAUGCUGCCGUGGCUGACAGCCAUUGAUGAGGGCAAGGAGAUCGAGCUCCGGGUCAUCACGCUGGAGGGAUUGAAGGCAUUGGAGGGUAUGUCGGAGGGCAUGUCCGAGGAGGAGGUGCAGAAAAAGGUGCAGAAGAAGGUGAAGGAGCUCGAGAAGCACUUCCUGUGCCAUGUGGACUGCCCGUGCAACAAAGUUAACAACGGGUCUUACCGGGUUGAGACGCCCCGCCAGGGCCUCCUGGACAAACUCAAGGAGAAGUACAAGAUAAAAGUACGGCAACAAAGCGCAGGCCGGCAACCCCGCUGAGCAUCAGUCCAAGGAACAGCCCGAGUAGCCUGAGGUCUCGCUUCAGAUGCGACAAUCCAAUUGCGGCGGGUCGCCAUUGCACCACGGGCCGUUGCGGUGGCGUGAGCGGGCUGCAUGUGGCACAAGCCGGGGCUUUCAGGCAGGUCAGAUAGAAUCAUGCACCCGCGGCAUGCGGUCAGCGCACAAGCGGAGCUGCGGCCAGUUUGCAUGCAGGGGCGCUGCCGCACAGGGCCAGGCGCGUGUACGGUUGCUGCAGUUGUGUGCUUUUGCGCAGCUCAUCACGUAGAUUAGGUGCGUGUGUGCAUUUGCGGGCUGAACGCGGUUGGAACGAUGUGCGGGGUAGUGCAUGAUUGCUGUGGACAGUUGCAUCUUACGUUUCUUUUAUUUCUUUGUACAACUGUGGGCCUACCUCUUACCGAGAUUGAGCGAAACGGGAUGCGUAGGAUGUGCGUGGCAAGCUGAUGGCGGGUGGCGGGUGUGCAACCAGUAUGUGCGGGCAAGGAGAGCGUGCUGCCCUUCACAUGGAUGUUCUCCUGGUGCCAAGUUGUGUAUCGUCUAUUGUGGGCCAUUGCCGUGUGGAGGCGCUUAUCCCUAGUUAAAUGUUGUCUACCUGCUCAGCUCCCACAUUGGGUUAGGCCUGAUAUGCACCAGCAGCACUCAUUGAUCGAACAGCAUGUAGAUUCAUGCCCAAUAGGUUGCCGGCGUAAUUGAUUGCAGGCUGGCAUGCGUGUGUUGUACCGGUAACUUGUAAGGCACAGACCGGCUGCAUGCAUAGCGGGCAGUUUUAGCAUGGCACGAAGACGCAUCCCGUUUGGUGUAGCCUUUGCUCACUGUGUUGAGGGGUUAGUGCGUCUGGUCGAAGCGUGCCGAUCCCGAUUGAGGAUGAGGCAAGCGCAGGCUUGGGCAGACGUACCGUAUCCGCCUUUAGAGAGAGUCUAAUGAAGGCGUGGAAGCAUGAGCGGCUGCAGUCUGAGCCAAGCACUUUCCCAUCAGACAACAAGCAACCAGGCGUGCAGAUGAGCAAGUGCAAGCAUUGGAUGGGGCUGUGUGCGGAAGGCGCGGCACCACUGACCAUGCAAGGGCACAGUAGAGCAUUUUAUACCAGUUGCGCACCACAAGGCCUUGAUGAGGUUCCGCCUAUGCUGCUGGCCGCUUUCUGCCAACCGCGCCUAUGGACGACCUAGGGAGGAGAGGAUUUGCCCGUUAUGUGUUGCAAAUGAAGUCGAAGAUGAGGAUCAUGUGCUCAUGCGGUGUACGGCCUACGACCAGUUGCGUUCGGGUAGCGAGAUUGAUUGUACAGGCGGGAUGCAGGCCGUUAUGCAGAAUACGGACCCAGCCAGGUUAGCCGCAUUACUAGAUUCCGUUUGGGAGCACAGGAGCAGAAGCAUCCCCAUUCGGGGGCCAAACCCUACCGCUACGCAGUACCCCGGCUUGCCCCCUCGGCCCAUCCCCUCUGUCCCAUUGCGCACCAUUGCAAGGCCAAAAACUGUGUUGCAGGCGUUAUAAGGGCCCCCCGGCCCGGCCCGGGCCUCGGUUUCUACAAGGACAGGAACGCACAUCGUGCUCAUCACCUUGUAACCACACACAACAGGAAGCGUGGUGCGCAUGGGCGAAGGUCGCCAGCCAGUCUAGGGCCGGGCAGGGCGAGCGCAUGCUCAGUAGUAAGCGUAAGAACACAUUGGUUGUGUGGCCUUAACUAAAUGUACUACCCUGCACUACUUGCAAGCGGCAUUGCAUAGCCUGUGUCAAUAGGUUAUAGGUAGGCCCGUGGGCAGAGCUUGGGUUUGCUGGUGGGGGUGUGGCCGUGUGGAGCUGUGUUCUUGUAACCAAUAACAAUCUUGUAACCAACAACAACAGUGUUCUUGUAGAGAGCCAGCCGUGUAGGGCCGUGAUAGGUUGUCACUGGUGGUCGACAUUGCAAUGCCAUUUGCAAUCCAUGGAUAUGGCAAAUCGACUGUCACUGUAUGUGGCAAUGCGCGAUAAGUGCAGCGUAAGACUGCAAACAAGCUGCCUUAGAUUGCGAGCAGCCUGAAUCCUAACCAAAUGUGGACCCGCAAUUGUACAAAACUAGAUUCUGGGAGUCUGGGACUCAGUGGCCACACGGGGAUUUGGUGCGCCCUAGGACUGUGCUGGUUCAUGCAACAUGAGGCCCCUGAGCAACCUUACGCCAUAACCCUCACGGCGCAUGUCACUGUGCAGGACAGUUCAGGGUUGGUGUGCCGCAGAUUGCAGUGUGUGAAACAGCAGUGCAGGCCUAGUGCGCGGCGGCGCCACUUCUGCUGCAUUACCACACUGUGAUGCCAUAAAAAGCAGACUGAAAUACUGCGACACAAAGGCUACAGGAAAGGCGGGUUUGUGAAUGGAGUUGGCAGUGUCUGGCAGGCAGUGCCAGCGCACAUGACAGGGGACCGCAGGCCCACGUUGCACCAGCAACGGCAAUAGCGUCGCAUUGUGGCCUUGAGAUGUAGGCGGCGGCGACAGGCGGCGACGAUUGCGCAUGGCAGUGAUGGCCCCGGCAGCUUCUCCGAUUCACGCUGUGUUACAGCUUGCAAGCCGUAGGAAUUCGGACAAAACCCGCCCCAAACCCGGGCCAACAAAGUCUCGCCCCAGACAUUAGCCCCGGGGAGGAAUGUCUAGGAAACGGCCAAAAUGGCCAAUUAAUGUCUGGAGACAUUACCGUAUCGGGGGCGUUCGGGCUCUUGUAACAAAACUGUUCC